This is a messenger RNA of Achroia grisella, 2276 nucleotides long. RefSeq lists its product as uncharacterized. Lineage: Eukaryota; Metazoa; Arthropoda; Insecta; Lepidoptera; Pyralidae. Bases 173 to 2218 code for a protein of 681 amino acids. The record is from RefSeq and is a predicted model, not a curated record. The transcript has a single exon.
UGUGCAAUAUGCACUCGGAGCAAAGAAUUGUUAUUUAAGAUAUUGCUGUACUUUUUCUAAAUUGUAGUUUCAGUCCGAUAUUCACGUUAAAUUAAGGCCCCGAAUAAAGAUUUUCCUUUAAUUAUUUCCUUAUAUUCAUGCAAAAUUAUUUUUUUUAAUUUAUUAUAAAAUCAUGGUGCAAUUAAGGCAAGGCCCAGAAACUAGCCAUGAACAGCACAAACACCGCCGCAUGCAAAUCAUUUAUGCCAGAAAUAUGCGCGAACGGCAAGUAUUCAUGGAGGAACUCAAAGAACACCGCAAGAAAAAACAAAAACAUAUUUUAAAAAUGAUAAGCGACUCUAUUGGACCAAAGUGGUAUCAUGCCUUUAGCGUUCCACAAACAGUUGCGUUAGACUCGCUGCAAUUAUCUAUAUAUCAAGAUUUACUAGAAGGGCGGCCCGUACGAACUGCACGAGUUAUGCGAGAGUUAGGGCUAUAUCCUCGUCCAAAUAUGACAGACCUAAUGAACUGUGUCUAUUUAGGGCGUGAGGAUCCCAAAGAGAUGCUGGCACAAUUAUUCUUGAUGACCUAUGGCCAUACCAUCGAUGGGAAAAAGUCUUCAUACUGUUUAAACGCCAGGCUGAUGUUGUCCGGUAUUUUAUACCUAGGUCUGGACAAAUUGUUAGCUUUGUUACGUGAAAGAUUUCGGCCUGAUAUACCGAAAAAGAAACCGAAGCCAAAACCAAAACCUAAGAAUGAACCACCGCUGAAAUCCCCCUAUUUACAGAAAAUGGUUGCUGUACUUUAUAAACCCCCAGUCUAUGAGCGACCUAGGCCACCGCCGCUACCUAAUUUAAACGAUCUAAAUGACCCGUAUGAGGAAGAACCGAUGAUACCUAGAUCUACUCCUGCACUUCCGCCACCUCCGCCACCUAAAAAACGGCUUGCGCGGUCAUAUUGUGAUAAGAUAGCUGGUGUUAUGCCUAUAGAGCCUUAUUCUUCAGUAACUGCUUUAUCUAUGAAAACAUUUAGGCAUAUUAGUAAUCGCCGAAUACGGGGUUCAAAAUUAUGUCUUAACCAGGUGAAGAAGACAUAUGGUAUAAAUAUGGAAAACAGAAAAAAAAAUAAUCGACGUCGGAAACCUGUGGCACCGAGCACGGGGAUGUGGAAUUCUCAAUAUGUUAUUAAUGGUGUGUACAAUAUCCAUGGUAAGACAGUAUACGUAGUUAGUGCCGUGUCGAUAUUGCCACCGGUUGGUAAUCUUAUUCAUGGAGGUUAUACAUACUUCAAUGGAAAUUAUAUAAAUAUACAUUGUGGUUUCGCUGCACAGCCGCCACCACCGAAACCCGGCCCUUGUGACUGUAUAAAGAAAUGGCAGGAUACGGUGUUCCAAUAUAUAAGAAUGACGAAGUGCUACUGCGGUCACCGUUAUGACUACGGCAAUGAAGGUACUUUCCUUCCGGAGGAUCCGCCGUUCUUUCAGAAACCGACCCGAAAUGCACCAUUUGAGUUUAAAUAUCAAACAAUUUUCAACAUCGACGAAAAACGUAUUCAUAUUGAGAAAGAACUCAAGAGAGUUUGGGAUACAGAUAGUGUGCUUCAUGUUGAUGACGGUACUGUUAAAGAUAAAAAAGAGAAGAAGAAGAAAAGAACAAGAAAGUCGUCGACGACUUGCCUGGGACAGAACCCUAAGCCUGAAGACUAUUUAAAAUGUGCUCUGAGGUUAAUGCGGCGGGUUAAUAUAGCUGCACGUUUGCCAGAUGUUCAUAUAGUUCCAGAAUUAAAAGAAUGGAUGCGUCGUCGUAUUUAUGGUCCAUAUUCUAGCACUGAAAAAUCUACGAUGUUACGGAAGAGUUCUAUAUAUUGGCAAAUAUUCCAAACAUUAGCUGCUAAAGGAUUCGGUCAUGUGGGACCAGUGAAAGAUCCGACCUAUGCGGGCCAUACAACUUGGGUACACAAACAGGAUUUAAACGAAAAAUUCCAGAAAUUUACACAUGAAUACAAACUACAACUGUUUAGAUCUCAAGCAAAAGUUAACAACUUAAUAUGGCCUACAAUGUACCAAGCUGCAUUUCCUGAUAAAAAGUUUAGAGAAAUAUACUUUUCUUAUCUGGUCCGGCGCAAAGAAGACAUGUAUAUAAUGCAUCCAUACAGUUCCAAAGAAUCAGUAGAACGAAAGUUAAUAAUAGCGAAAAGACGCUACUGUUGUCCUCCAGCCAGUAUCGACUUACAGGAGUAAUGAUUGUGUAUACAUAUAGCAAAUAAACAAUAUUUUGAACUCUUUCGCUUUCUGAAAU